Phanerochaete carnosa HHB-10118-sp is the source of this 1396-nucleotide messenger RNA. RefSeq lists its product as uncharacterized. The transcript has a single exon. Bases 6 to 1316 code for a protein of 436 amino acids. Lineage: Eukaryota; Fungi; Basidiomycota; Agaricomycetes; Polyporales; Phanerochaetaceae. The record is from RefSeq and is a predicted model, not a curated record.
GAACAAUGGCGCCGAAUUCAUCCAAUUUCGCGCAUCUGCUCCAUGACGUCUCGGUGUAUCACGAAGAGCGACUUCCCAUUGAAUUGGCAGAGGCAUGCAUAGAUUGGCUGAGCGACGACCUAGAGGCGCUCUACACCUGCGCCCGGGUAUGCCGUGCUUGGCUGCCCAGGUCCUACAGCCGUCGAUUUUGCGUGCUGCAGUACGGUGAUGUCACUGGAUCUCCGGGGUUUUUGCCGCCCAGCGCGACAAACAUCGUCCGUCUGCUCGACUACCUCGGGGAGAACGACCGGGUGUGCACCUUCGUGCGGGAGCUGCGCUUGCGGACGAGGCGCGACCGUCUCCAGCUGAGCAUGCUGCGAAGAUUACUCUCCCAUCUUCCACACCUUCUCAUAUGCGAGCUCGACGGCCCCACCCUGAACAGCUUCGUAUCCGGUUUCACCUAUCCCAUGCGCCCCUACACGCCAAAGGCACUGCGGACCUUAGUGGUGCGCGCUCCUCGCGCAGCAAGAAAUCAUGCAGAGCUCAACGAAGUCCUCGAACUCUUCUCCGAUGUUGACGACUUGCAGCUCAGCCUGCUGGAUCCGCACCCAAAUCAAGCUGACGUCGGAAGGCGCGGCAGUAUCCGCAGGAACCCAGGACUUAGGGUGUCAAAGCUCACAUUGGACAGCCGCUUUCCGCUCACCGCAGCACAGUCUCUGCGCGAGCUGCGUUUUGUACUGGACAAAACCACGCUGAGCUCACUGUCCUGUCCUGCCUUUGGCAUUCAGGCCAUCGACUCCAACGCUCUUGAUCUCUUUCUGCAGGAGCAUGGUUCAUCCCUAUCUACGCUGAAUAUCACCGACGUUGCGCGCGAGGUCGAUCACUCGUUGCACCUCCUCAAUAUAUGCCCCUCAAUCGCCUCGCUCCGACUGACAGUGCCUUUGCCUGUCGGCUCGACAUGGCACAGUCCCAACUUUAAUGGCGGGUGGAAUGCGCUAUGCUCUGUCCUGUGGAACGCACCUCCUUCGCUUCGGGAGCUCUAUGUUGUUCUGGAUCCAAUCAGCGAUGACAAAACUUCCCCGCUGGGUGUGCAUGCUCGAGAGGUCCUUGUGGCCUUGCAUACCCUCGACUGGUCUGCGGUCGACAGGCAUCUGCGGCGUCAAGGUAAAGCAUGCGGACACCGUCUUUAUUUGCGCAUUAUGGACAAGCAGUUUGAGGGCGUGCAGACGCUUCUUCUUGUGGCUGAGCAAUUGGUAGAGGCGAAACUGACCGGGCGGGUGCGGCGCUAUGUGGACUACGGACUGAUAUCUCCUUUGGCUUUACAGUCUGUUGUAUAGUUAUCUUUUUGCAAUAUGCUUCUGGACUUUAUCUGUAUGAAGUUUCCAUCUAUAUCUCGGACAAUUUUCAAUGUCAUCGC